UUCAGUUCUCCCAUCGGGACCUGCUGCUGGACAACAAGGGCCGGGCUUCUUCUUCUUCUUCAGUACCCGUCUCCACUUCAACCAGCGCAGCCGUGCGCUUCUCACCUGGUUCCCAUCGUCUCUCUUGUGUGAAAACGUUGAACAAUUUUUCGAUUCGGUUGGACUCAAUUUGUGUUUCUUCUUCUUCUUCGUUUCACAGAGAACAAAAUAAGAUACUAUACACACUAUACGGGCUGCGGUGAUAGUUUGGCUUGGCUGGGCUUGGCAGCUACCGUCCGCCAGUUUUCUCCGCCAGUGUGACUUGAUCGUCUGUCAGGUGCACAAGUGCCAACCGCAGUUCCGUGCGUCCAACGUCAUAAGAUGAACCUCCGCUGGAUAAUUCCCGUUGUCUGUCUCCUAACAGUUUGGUCUAGCGCAGUGGCGCAAAGGCCAACGGCCAAGGCCGGCACCACCACCUCCUCCCUGGUCUCCAGCAGAAACAAUAAGAAAGUCGUUUGCUACUACGCCAAUUGGUCGGCUUACCGGCCCGGCCAGGCCAAAUUCCUGCCGCAGAAUAUCAAUCCCUACCUGUGCACUCACCUCAUCUACGCAUUCGGCGGAUUCACCAACGAUUUCACCCUGAGACCCUUCGACAAGUGGCAGGACAUUGAUCAAGGGGGUUACGCCAAAUUCAACGGUCUCAAGGCUCACAACAAGAACCUGAGGACUUUGCUGGCCAUCGGCGGAUGGAACGAAGGGUCGGGACGGUUCUCCAAAUUGGUGGCCAACCCGGAGACCCGCCAGAAUUUGGUGCGAUCAGCUAUCAAGUACCUGCGCCAGCAUCAAUUCGACGGCCUCGAUCUCGACUGGGAAUAUCCGGCAUCUCGCGAAGGCAGCCGGCCCUCCGACCGAGAGAACUACGCCCAGCUCGUCAAGGAUUUAAGAGACGGAUUUAAUAACGAGAAAGGCAACCGAGAGAGGCUGCUGCUGACCAUGGCCGUGCCGGCCGGUGUGGACACGAUCGAACUGGGCUACGACAUCCGCGCCCUCAACAGGGACUUGGAUUUCAUCAACAUUCUGAGCUACGAUUACCACGUCGCCAGCGAACCCCAGGUGAAUCACCACGCUCCGCUCAGAGCCCGCAGCAACUUUGACGACGUGUUUGACCCCAAUGAAGAGCUCAACAUCGACGCGACGGUUCAGAUUUACCUGCUCAACGGGGCGACGGCCGACAAACUCGUCUUGGGCAUUCCCACCUACGGUCGGUCGUUCAAAUUGUCUAGCCCAGAUCUGGCCGAGCUGGGAGCUCCGGCUGAUGGUCCGGCCGAGGCCGGCAAGGCCACAAGGGAGAAGGGUUACCUGGCUUAUUACGAGAUCUGCGAGAAGAUUGGCGUCGAGAACUGGGCGGUGGAGAAACCCGAGCCGGAAUCUGUCGGCCCGUUCGCCCACAACGGAUUCGAAUGGGUCGGCUACGACGACGAGGAAAUGGCCGCCAAAAAGGCGCAAUACGUGGUGGACAACGACCUGGGCGGCAUCAUGUUCUGGUCGAUCGACAACGACGAUUUCAGGGGCCAGUGCACCGGAAGGAAAUAUCCGCUCAUCGAGGCCGCCAAGGCCGCCCUCUACGGCAUCACUCUGCCACCUGUGGACCCGGUCAACGUCAUUGAAGAUCGAAAUCUGGAGACCAGCACCGCCAGCUCCAACACUUUGAUCCGGCCAUCUUCAUUGAGACGGCCGACAUUAAACGACAAGACGCGAGGACCUUCUCCGACGACGACGACCAGACGUCCGGCAGUCACUCCAUCCGGAAUCCAGUCACAGCAGUCCCAGGGCAAUUUCAAUCCGUUUACUACCCCGGAGCCACCGACUACCCCGGAUUCGAUCGUCGAUUUCGAGUGCAAGGAAGAAGGUUUCUACCCCAACGCCAAAGAUUGUAAGAAAUACUUUUGGUGCCUGGAUACCGCCGCUGGCAUGGUCUCACACAUCUUCACCUGUCCGGCAGGUUUGCAUUUCAACAAGUUCACCGACUCGUGUGAUUACGCAACCAACGUCAUCUGCAAAACGGGAGCCGGGGCCACCACGACGACGACGACGCCCAAACCGUUUCUAACCAUCAGCAGCAGCACGACAACAACAACUGCUAGACCCACAACUACUAGGAGGCCAACAACAACCACCACCACAACAACAAUUACUCCCGAGCCGGAGCAAUUCGAUUACGUCGACGAAGUUGUACCCCAGUCAUUAGCCAAAAAUUCCGAUUCCACGCCGGAUGAACUGCAACAACUUUUACAACUCAUUAGCGACUUGGGUGGCGUGGAAGCCGUGAAACAGCUGCUGGAGAAGAACACUGGAACGGGGCGCGGAAGGAAAGAGGACGACGGCCAAUCCAUCCGUCUUAGCACGGCCCAACGUCAGGCUCUCGAAAAGGUUAUCCGCCCGUCUUCGGCACGGGAACAAAGCCAAACGGAACAAGAAACUUCCACCCGAAGGGCCAGCAGACCCAAUUCACCGCAAUAUUCAACUCUGCAACGCAGACGGCCCGGCAACAACCAAACCUCAAAACCCGAGGAGGAAGUCGUAGAAGAAACGCCCUCGACAACCGUUCGCUCGCGAGUGGCCAUCAACAUCAUCCGGACAACAACUGAAGAGCCGCAACCGACCGCUCAACCGCAAGGCACGAGUAGCAGCUCCACCACGUCCAGCAGCAUCUUCGACGAUCCGGCGGACGCGAAUCCAGCCGACAUCUUCGGACUCGACGAGGAAUUAACUUUUGAUUAUAUCGACACUGAAUCUCCUUUCGCUUUAUUCGAUGCCACAACGACGACCACUUCUUCUACGACAACGACAACAACAUCUACGACGACACCCUCGACAACACCAACAACCACCCGGAGAGUUGUUUCCCGACGCCGGCCGCUCAACUCCAGGGGACAAUCGACAACGACCCGGGCGCCAACAACAACCCGAGCCUCGCCCGUGACGGAGAGAACAACCAGGACAACAUCGACCACGCCCAUUCCGAGAGCUCCGAUCGUCAUCGCCAUUCCGGCGCCCAUCAGCCGGCCCUUAGGGGACGAUUUCGCCAAACGUCCCGUCGUCGCAUUGACCACCGAUUCAUCACGACCCGCCGGACUAUUGAACGUGACCCGACCGAGGGUCAAUCAGGACGAUAUCACGGGCGAUGCGGAAGUGUUCCAGCAAGGAGGAGUUCCGGUGGGCCAGAGCGUUAACGGCAACGUGGUGGAAAUUGACGAAGACGGGCGGGUGUUUUGCUUCGACGUGGGCAAUUUCGCCUACCCGGAAGAUUGCGCCAAAUUCGUCCACUGCGCCAGAGGCCCUGGGCGAGGCGAUUCCGAGCCCAUCAGCGGAUGGGUCCACACUUGUCCUCCGCGUCUCUCCUUCGAUCCGGUCGGAGCCAUUUGCAACUGGGGUUCGCCCGUUCGUUGUCGACAAAUUUAAAAAACAAAACAAUUUUUAAAAAACAAAAAAACAACAUUAACUCAUCUAUACUUUUUUUACUCUUGACUAUAUCAAAUAUCGUGUCUGCCACUGUCAUUUGUGUAAAUAGUGGGAACAAAGUAUUUCUUUUUCCUUCUUUA
Molecule: messenger RNA, 3581 nt
Organism: Daphnia pulicaria
Lineage: Eukaryota; Metazoa; Arthropoda; Branchiopoda; Diplostraca; Daphniidae
Product: probable endochitinase
Exons: 14
Coding region: 361-3441 (1026 amino acids)
Biological process (GO): carbohydrate metabolic process; chitin catabolic process
Cellular component (GO): extracellular region
Molecular function (GO): chitinase activity; chitin binding
Source: RefSeq, a predicted model, not a curated record